Prunus armeniaca (apricot) is the source of this 360-nucleotide messenger RNA. NCBI's taxonomy places the organism in Eukaryota, Viridiplantae, Streptophyta, Magnoliopsida, Rosales, Rosaceae. The record is from the annotation of a GenBank genome assembly.
AUGAAGAGGAUACUGUGGGCUCUCUCUCUCUUGGAAUGCAAAAAUGAUGAACUUUUUGAAGGGAGCCACAGCUGUGGGUGUGGUUACAACAAAUGGAGAGCUGCUAAUCAACACAUGCAGUUUCAUCAAAUCCUUGGUAGACCAUGGUUGUUCCAAAACCAUGGACAUAGCCAUCGACAAGAUGAAGUUCGAACUUGCUGCAACUUCAAACGUGAACAUGAUGAAAAGCUGAACGAAAUUAAGGAGAACGUUGUUGAAAUGAAGGCUAGCUCAGGUAAGCAAAUGCAAGAUGGUAAAAAGCAAGCGAGCCAACCUGGAGAGUCUAGAGAAUCUGAUGUGUUGAACCCACCAGAUAUUUAA